Messenger RNA from Hydatigera taeniaeformis, 657 nucleotides. Lineage: Eukaryota; Metazoa; Platyhelminthes; Cestoda; Cyclophyllidea; Taeniidae. The record is from the annotation of a GenBank genome assembly.
GCAAAACGGGCACUAGAAGCGUGCGGCAACAACGUGGAAGCCGCGAUCAACAUGGCCUUCUCAAACCCCGAGGCAUUGUUGGCUUCGGCACAGCAGGUACAACAAAGCAAUGCUGCAUCAACCACAGCAAAGAGCUUGGCGAAAAGUACAAAGGAAACUGUGACCGACGGAGAUCCCAGUCGUUAUGAACUCAUUGCAUUCAUCAGCCACAUGGGAGAGUCCACCGCCGCAGGGCACUACGUGUGCCACAUAAAGCGAACCGCGCUCAGUAAGGGUAUUCCUGGCGUUGCUCCAGCUUGCACUCCAUCUCCAUGUCUUCCUGAUGGCGAAAAGGCGGACGAGUGGGUGAUCUUCAACGAUGAGAAAUUCCCGGAGGAUUCCUCCAUCAUGGUGUCACGAGAGGCUCGAUCCGCACUGAGUAAAGCAGCGAGUUCUUUCGUUCUCUGCGUCACCUCCAUGGCCAGUAUACACUGCGAGGCAGGCAAACGCAAGACCCUUGCGGCUUCUGAUGUCAUUGGCGCUCUGCGGGACAUGCAAUUUGGACACUUUGAGUCACCCCUACUUCAAUUCCUUGAAAGUAAGCUGGUUUUUACUUUUAUUUUACCCGUACAUCCUGAUCUGCCUACAUGUGAGCCUACUGAAAUGUUAUUUAAGUAG